Molecule: messenger RNA, 2184 nt
Organism: Aspergillus heteromorphus CBS 117.55
Lineage: Eukaryota; Fungi; Ascomycota; Eurotiomycetes; Eurotiales; Aspergillaceae
Product: putative C6 transcription factor (Leu3)
Exons: 6
Coding region: 1-2184 (727 amino acids)
Biological process (GO): DNA-templated transcription; regulation of DNA-templated transcription
Cellular component (GO): nucleus
Molecular function (GO): zinc ion binding; transcription cis-regulatory region binding; DNA-binding transcription factor activity, RNA polymerase II-specific
Source: RefSeq, a predicted model, not a curated record
AUGGGUGCCGGCCAGCCAUCUCUCUCCCCGCCUAUCGGCUCCGAUGGCGUGGGAUCUGCCAGGAAACGCAACCCCGCCAUGGCGGGCUUGGACAGCUCCCCCGGCAGCAUCGAUGAGGUCGAGGGGGCGGAGGAGAAGAAGAGACAGCCCGUGAAGCGGGCGUGCAACGAGUGUCGCCAGCAAAAGCUCCGGUGCGACGUCGUCCAAGACCCGUGGGUGGACUGCUCUCGAUGUCGUCGCCUCAGGCUUGAUUGUAAGAUCGAGUCCCACUUCAAACGUGUCGGAAAGCGCAGUCGCAAUGCCGAAAUGGAGCGGGAGAUCGUGGAACUGAGGAGGCAGAUUGCAACCGUGCAGGCCAGCCCUGUCGGGAGCCUGCCUCCCCCGCAACCCGCGGCCAUCCCCCCGGUCCCGACUCCCAAGCAAGAAACCCCCAGCCAGGUCGGGUCUGGAGUCUACCACACGCCGUCGGCGAUGUCUACCGAUCAGUACAUGGGGUCCCACGAGGCCGUGGCAUCCUUGCUGGACCUGCGGUCGGGCUUUGAUGGGACCAGCUACAUGAGGAACGGCACGCAUCACUUCAAACGCAUCGAGGAUGUGGCCAUCGUCCCCGAAAGGGUGACCGAGCUUUUUAACAUGUUUUUCACCUUCUACCACCCGUUUCUUCCAUUCCUUGAUCGAGACCAAUCGCCCGAUGAGUAUUACAAUGCGUCGCCGCUGUUGUUCUGGACCAUCAUCAGUGUUGGCGCUCGACGCUUCCAAGCCGACACCCACCUUCUCAAUUCCCUCGCAGGCCCGGUUUCGCGACUGGUAUGGAGUACGCUGGCGGAUAUCCCACAAAGCUACCACGUCGUGAAGGCGCUCUGCUUGCUGUGCACAUGGCCUUUUCCUGCGAGCAGCACGUCCAACGACCCGACCUUUAUGCUGUGCGGUAUGAUGAUCCAAGUAGCCAUGCAGCUCGGUCUGCACCGUCCGUCGCAUACCCAGGAUUUCAGCAAGUUCCGGGUGGAACUCAUCGAGGAGGAGCUCCGGGACAAGGUCCGAACAUGGGCGGUCUGCAACAUUGUGGCACAGCGAGUUGCCACCGGAUACGGCCAGCCGCCAUCCACGCUGUACGACUGGACACUGUCCUCGAACGAGUCCAUGGACCCCAACUUCAAGUUGCCGGAUGACAUGAGACCCCGACUGGAGAUCGAGAAGUUCUGCGACAAGGUCACCAAGUCCUUGUACACCAAUCGACGCGACCCUGUCGGGCUCUGCAGCGAUCAAGAGCGAUCGACGCUGAUCGGUUUCCUUUCCCGGGAUUUCGACGAACUUGAGAACCAGCUGAAGGCGCAGAAUGACUGCAUCACUAAUCUGUAUCUGCGCGCGUCUAAUCUCCACCUCCACCUGUCCGCCUUCUUCGACGACACCACCGUGAAGGAUUACCGCGAGCGCCUUCUCUCUCUGUACGUGGCCACGACGACCUUCCUCGAAGCCGCAAUGAACCUCGAAACGGAAGUCGGCCCGGUGCUGUCCUACACCCCGUACUACAUGUACCAGAUGAUGGUCGCGGGAGGGUGCACGCUGCUCAAGCUCUGCAAGAGCUUCUUCGCCGCCCACAUCGACAUGGACUACGCCAAGAACCUCUUCAACCGGACGAUCUGGGCCAUCCGCGGCGUGUCCGUGUCCAGCAACGACCUCCCGGAGCGACUAGCAGAAGUCCUGGCGCAGAUGUGGCGGCUGAACAACGUGCCGACUCCGAAGCUGACGGCGGACGGCGGCGAGGUGGACGACUCGCUGAUGCUGAAGGUGCGAUGCCGCAUGAGCAUGUCUCUGCUCUUCGACUCGGUGUGGCGGUGGCGCGAAGACGCGCGCACCAAGGGGCGCAAUCUCGAAGCGUACCUCAAAAACCCAACCAACCCCGACUCCAACGCCGACUCCUCCAACUCGUCAUCCCUAGGCCCCACGCGCACGUCCACCGCCACGCCGGGCAUCUCGGGCGCGGACCCCAGCCUCGCGCCCGCGCCGAUGCUCCCGCAGGCCAGCAUGGGCGUGCCGUCCAGCGCGGUCGGCGGGCUGCCCAGCGGGUUCAUGGAGCCCAACUACGAGGUCUUCGACCCGCUGAACUGGCUGCUGGACGGGCUGGUCGACCUGCCGUAUUCGUACUCGACGAUGUCGGGGGUGGAGUCGCAGGGCGUUGCCUAG